AUGGAGGUUGGCACUGAUGAGUCGGUGGUAGCCAUCAGCUUCGAUGAAAAUUCCACAGGGAAGACCUUUGCGGAUACCAAGGUCCGCUAUACCUGGGAGGUCAUGGUAGAUGGAAAAGUCCACAGGAUUGAAUUUACCAAUACCAAGACGUCUGGGAAGAAGCGAAUCUUCGUGGAUGGACGACUCCUUCAUGAGAUGACGGUCUUUCGGUCGCCCAACUUUCAGUACAGUUGGCCCAUUGGUGGUCAUUUGUUGUCCAUCGUGCCGGUGAAAGCAGAUGGUACAGACAGCAUCUUCGAUAAGGUCAUGGACCGCAUGGCCAACUCAGUGGAUUGUCAGUUUGAGCUUCGCAUCAAUGGUUUGCCAUUCCGGGCCUUUCGCAAGAAGCCGGCGCGUGUCGUACCUGUUCGACCAGCUCGACCGGUUGAGCACGGGCAGGUAGUGGCUUAUGGUCAUCCACCGGCUGCAUCUGCGCCGGAUCGAGAGUAUUUGGAGAUGCGCGCCAAAGUAGAAGAGCUGCAGAACCGUCCACAUCGACCGCAGGGGAUCGAGGCAUCUGCAUCCUCUGGUCGGCGCAGCUCCCCUUGGGAGGCAUCCCAACCAGCGAAACCGGUGACCAAAACGAGCCAUGGAGAUCCGUGGAAAGGCACUAGCAGCUCUCCACCUCAAAGGUUUGGGGACGAAGGUGAAGAGAUCGGUUUUACCACUGGCGCUCGGGCGCAGUAUGCUGGAUUUAGCAAUUCGGCUGGCAGCAGCAGUGAAGAUGAUGAGGCCUUCACCAGCUAUGGCCCUGCCACAGCUCACGCUCCAUCUCAGAGCCAAAGUGAGUGGCCUUCGAGUGGUUUUGGGCAAUCUGCAUGGCCAAGCACUGGAGGUGUCCAACAGAGUGGAGGUACAGCCGGUGCUUGGCCAUCUUGGGAGGCCAGCCCCACCUCGCCCUUUGACGCUCCAGCUCCACCCAACAGGCCGAAACGGCAGGCUGUUCCCACCUACGCCAUCCCCUGGUCACCGCAGCAGCAGCCGCCUGCUGCGGCCUUGCCAAAGGCUCCAGUGAGCCCUGCGAUGGUGCCUCAGGCGCCAUGUCAGGCGACAUCCCCUUCCAUGCCGCUGCUCCCAACCAGCACAACGCGCUUGGCCAAGAAUCUGGCCCAGCGAAAGGCUUUGUUGGAGUCGAUUGGUCUAGGGCUCUCCAGAAGAUCUUCGGCCACGCCGGUCCAGGUCACAUCUGGACGAUCUGGACACUUCAAAUGGCCAGAGGCACAGGUGGAAGAUUCGAGGCCAUCCAUUGCAAGCACCAGGCAACGAUCGUCCAAGCUCCUGGAACAUCAGAAGGCGCUCUUGGGUUCUAUUGGUUUGGCCGCCAUGGCCACAGGCAGCUUGAGCCGUCGCUCUGCAAGAAGCAAGGAACGGAAAGGCUCCGACAUCAUCGAGGGGACGGUGCUAGCAUCCCAUGAGACCUGGAACGAGGCCUUUGGUGAAUCAGCGUUUCCACUGGUGCAGGGAAAUGUGGUAGACUCAGAUGACGAGGUGGGCGAACCAAUCCUGAGCGGUCAGCCAAAUGGAUCGCAGGACAGCCAUGCUUCAAUGACAUGGCCGAUGUCAACGCAGGUUGCUGAAUCACCAGGAUUUUCAUCUGCUUUUGAAGCGGAUGAGGCUGCGACAACGCUCGGAAGAUUUCCAGCUUCUCCAGGAUUCCCAGAAGCAUCUCCAGUGAAGGACAUGCCAAGUGGCUCCUUGCAGCAACAAACUGCCCAGGGAUUUCCAGCAUCCCCAGGGUUUCCAGAAGCCUCCACGGCAAAGGAGAGCCCUUUGCCAAAGGAGACCUCGACACAGAGUGGGAUGCAGUGGCCAGGCAGUGCCCUGCCUAGUGCUGAGGAGAGCCCUUUGCCAAAGGAGACCUCGACACCGAGUGGGAUGCAGUGGCCAGGCAGUGCCCUGCCUAGUGCUGAGGUGACGGCAGAGUCCUCUACUGGAUUUCCACCAUCACCAGGGUUUCCAGAAAGCUCUGCGGCAAAGGAGAGCACUUUGCCUAAGGAGACUUCGACGCCGAGUGGGAUGCAGUGGCCAGGCAGUGCCCUGUCUAGUGCUGAGGUGACAGCAGAGUCCCCUGCGGGAUUUCCACCAUCCCCAGGGUUUCCAGAAGCCUCCACAGCAAAGGAGAGCCCUUUGCCAAAGGAGACCUCGACACCGAGUGGGAUGCAGUGGCCAGGCAGUGCCCUGCCUAGUGCUGAGGUGACGGCAGAGUCCUCUACUGGAUUUCCACCAUCACCAGGGUUUCCAGAAAGCUCUGCGGCAAAGGAGAGCACUUUGCCUAAGGAGACCUCGACUCCGAGUGGGAUGCAGUGGCCAGGCAAUGCCCUGCCCAGUGCUGAGGUGACGGCAGAGUCCUCUACUGGAUUUCCACCAUCACCAGGGUUUCCAGAAAGCUCUGCGGCAAAGGAGAGCACUUUGCCCGAGGAGACCUCGACGCCGAGUGCGAUGCAGUGGCCAGGCAGUGCCCUGCCUAUUGCUGAGGUGACAGCAGAGUCCCCUGCGGGAUUUCCACCAUCCCCAGGGUUUCCAGAAGCCUCCACAGCAAAGGAGAGCCCUUUGCCAAAGGAAACCUUGACGCCGAGUGGGAUGCAGUGGCCAGGCAAUGCCCUGCCUAGUGCUGAGGUGACGGCAGAGUCCUCUGCUGGAUUUCCACCAUCACCAGGGUUUCCAGAAAGCUCUGCGGCAAAGGAGAGCACUUUGCCUGAGGAGCCCUCGACGCGGAGUGGGAUGCAGUGGCCAGGCAGUGCCCUGCCUAGUGCUGAGGUGACAGCAGAGUCCCCUGCGGGAUUUCCACCAUCCCCAGGGUUUCCAGAAGCCUCCACAGCAAAGGAGAGCCCUUUGCCAAAGGAGACCUCGACGCGGAGUGGGAUGCAGUGGCCAGGCAAUGCCCUGCCUAGUGCUGAGGUGACGGCAGAGUCCUCUGCUGGAUUUCCACCAUCACCAGGGUUUCCAGAAAGCUCUGCGGCAAAGGAGAGCACUCUCCCUAAGGAGACCUCGACGCGGAGUGGGAUGCAGUGGCCAGGCAGUGCCCUGCCUAGUGCUGAGGAGAGCCCUUUGCCAAAGGAGACCUCGACGCCGAGUGGGAUGCAGUGGCCAGGCAGUGCACUGCCUAGUGCUGAGGUGACGGCAGAGUCCUCUACUGGAUUUCCACCAUCACCAGGGUUUCCAGAAAGCUCUGCGGCAAAGGAGAGCACUUUGCCUAAGGAGACCUCGACGCCGAGUGGGAUGCAGUGGCCAGGCAGUGCCCUGCCUAGUGCUGAGGUGACAGCAGAGUCCCCUGCGGGAUUUCCACCAUCCCCAGGGUUUCCAGAAGCCUCCACAGCAAAGGAGAGCCCUUUGCCAAAGGAGACCUCGACGCCGAGUGGGAUGCAGUGGCCAGGCAGUGCCCUGCCUACUGCUGAGGUGACGGCAGAGUCCUCUACUGGAUUUCCACCAUCACCAGGGUUUCCAGAAAGCUCUGCGGCAAAGGAGAGCACUUUGCCUAAGGAGACUUCGACGCCGAGUGGGAUGCAGUGGCCAGGCAGUGCCCUGCCUAGUGCUGAGGUGACAGCAGAGUCCCCUGCGGGAUUUCCACCAUCCCCAGGGUUUCCAGAAGCCUCCACAGCAAAGGAGAGCCCUUUGCCAAAGGAGACCUCGACGCCGAGUGGGAUGCAGUGGCCAGGCAGUGCCCUGUCUAGCGCUGAGGUGACAGCGGAGUCCCCUGCGGGAUUUCCACCAUCCCCAGGGUUUCCAGAAGCCUCCACAGCAAAGGAGAGCCCUUUGCCAAAGGAGACCUCGACGCCGAGUGGGAUGCAGUGGCCAGGCAGUGCCCUGUCUAGCGCUGAGGUGACGGCAGAGUCCUCUGCUGGAUUUCCACCAUCACCAGGGUUUCCAGAAAGCUCUGCGGCAAAGGAGAGCACUUUGCCUAAGGAGACCUCGACGCCGAGUGGGAUGCAGUGGCCAGGCAGUGCCCUGUCUAGCGCUGAGGUGGCUGCAGAGUCCUCUACUGGAUUUCCACCAUCACCAGGGUUUCCACAAACCUCUGCGGCAAAGGAGACCUCGGCGCCGAGUGGGAUGCAGUGGCCAGGCAGUGCUGAGGCCGCAGCUUUCCCAGGUGGAUUUCCAGAAUGGCCAGCACAGGAAUCAACCCCUGGUGGGAUGCAGUGGCCAGAUGCUUCAUUGACGAGUUCCAAGGCUGAGGACGCUUUUGGCGGCUUUCCAGCAUCUGGAUCUCAGGACGGGCCAAAAGAGGAAGCAGCGAGCGCCAAUGGGCAUUCUGAGCCCGCUGACCAGGACGCUGAGGUGCCAAACGUGGCGCCGAUAGUGGAGAGACUUCCGCCCAAGGCGCCCAAGGAGACACCCAAGGAGGCGCCUAAGUUUCAUGACGAAGAUGAGGGGGAAGUUCCAAGUUGGUGGCCAAAGGGUGCCUAGCAUUGGAACCUCCAAGGGCCC
This is a messenger RNA of Cladocopium goreaui, 4464 nucleotides long. The record is from the annotation of a GenBank genome assembly. Lineage: Eukaryota; Dinophyceae; Suessiales; Symbiodiniaceae.